AUGGCUUUACCUCCCAGCACUGCAAACUUGGACCGUACGCAGAUCGUGCCGUCGCACGAUGGUCCACAUGUAUUGCCCAACAAUCCCUUGUUCACCAGGCUACUGCGGCACGCGCAUCGCAACCGCCUUGCCAUCAUAGAUCAGGUGCUUAGCGUCUCCAAAACAUACGGGGAGCUGCUCGAUGCGGUUCUAGGGUUCAGGGAGGUCAUACGAGCAGCGUUGCCUUCCGAGGUGCAGCACCAGCUGAGCGGCGGUUAUGAGGUGUAUUUUGGAGUACUGGCUGGGGGCGGCUAUGAGUUUACCGUCGCCGUGUUGGCGGUGCUGGCCUUAGGGGGAGCAGUGGUACCUAUGUUCCCCACGGCGCCCACAGAAGAGAUUGUCUACUACGCCACCAAGUCACAGCAGGUGGCCAUCCUGUCCAGCUCAGCGACGACCCAACUUGCGCAGCAGUCGGCGCAGCGCUGUGGCAUUCCGCAGCUCAGCAUUUUACCCAACCUACCUCGCACGACCCGCUUAAAGCCAUUUGACAUAUCAUUGUCAUCCAACUCGCCACAAGACCCCAGCGCACCCGGCGUGGUCAUCUUCACUUCUGGCACAACCGGCAAGCCCAAGGGCGUAGUGCUGCGACGGACCUAUACACACGAGGGCGCUAUCACCGUCGGCGACAGCUACGGCAUCACACACACAGACGUACUUCUACACACGCUGCCCGUCCACCACACCACCGGUCUAGGUACUUCGUUUUUCCCUUUUCUCAACGCAGGAGCCUGCAUUGAGUUCCAUGGCAAGUUCGACGCCGCCACCGUGCUCAAGCGCUGGCUGCAGGGUGGCCUGACUAUCUUCUCUGCUGUGCCCACUAUCUACAUGCGCCUGAAGUGGUUCAUCGAGCAGCUCCCAACGCACGAGCAGAUCCCUUAUAAGCAGUCAGCUGGCCAGUUCCGUGCGUUCCUGUGUGGAUCUAGCGCUCUGCAAGAGCACGUACAGGACUUCUGGACCGCUUCAAUGGGCCAACCCAUCCUCACCCGCUACGGCGCUACCGAAAUUCCUGGCUGUAUACGUGUGUCUCUUGAGCUUCAGAAUCUUCCCAAGGGAAGCGUGGGCCAGCCUCUGCCAGGAGUAGAGCUUAGGAUGUCGCCUGAGGGUGAGUUGUUGGUUAAGACGCCCAACAUGUUUGCCAAGUACCUCAUGGAACCGGAGACAACGAAGAAUGCGCUUGAUGCCGAUGGCUGGUACAAGACCGGUGACAUCGCACGACGUGAGGGGAACUUCUACUUCAUCGAGGGCCGCGCGUCAGUCGAUAUUAUCAAGUCUGGUGGUUAUAAAAUCUCGGCGCUGGACGUUGAGCGCGCGUGCCUGACGCUGCCAUACGUGAACGAGGCCAUGGUAGUGGGCGUCGAGGACGACGAGUUUGGGCAGCGUGUUGGCGCGGUGCUGGCGGUGAAGAAUGCGUCGGAUGUCACCCUCGCCACAGUCAGGAGUACUCUUAGGGAUCAGCUGGCCGGGUAUAAGCUCCCCACCGUGCUCAGGGUGGUGGAAGGGGAGAUCCCGAAGGGUGCCACAGGCAAGGUGCAGAAGAAGAUCCUGGGACCGAAGCUCAUUCCAAGUCCCGGAUACGAGGAGAUACCUCAAGUGCAGGUAUGGAAGAAACUGAAGCAGGCGAGGCCGCUGCAGGCAAGACUGUAA
This is a messenger RNA of Fusarium odoratissimum NRRL 54006, 1683 nucleotides long. RefSeq lists its product as uncharacterized. The record is from RefSeq and is a predicted model, not a curated record. Gene Ontology annotation, molecular function: medium-chain fatty acid-CoA ligase activity. Lineage: Eukaryota; Fungi; Ascomycota; Sordariomycetes; Hypocreales; Nectriaceae. Gene Ontology annotation, biological process: fatty acid metabolic process. The transcript has 3 exons. The coding region runs from base 1 to 1683 and encodes 560 amino acids.